Molecule: messenger RNA, 1230 nt
Organism: Caenorhabditis auriculariae
Lineage: Eukaryota; Metazoa; Nematoda; Chromadorea; Rhabditida; Rhabditidae
Source: the annotation of a GenBank genome assembly
AUGGCUUUUCGCGUUGGCGAAGUCUACGCUGGAAGUUCGGUAUUUCUUACCGGAGGAACAGGAUUUUUAGGAAAAGUCGGAGAAUUAUGAAAUUAUGAGUUUUCAAAAUGAAGUUCAGGUUGUCAUUGAAAAGCUAUUAUGGUCAGUCGACGACAUUGGAAACAUUUACAUGCUCAUUCGGCCGCAAAAAGGAAAGAGCCCUGAAGAGAGACUUCAAACAUUGUUGAAGGUUAAUUUCAAAUAUUUUAAAGCGUCGAAAUGCGGAAAAAACUGAGAAAUUUGAUUGAAAGAAAGUGAAAGUACGAAAAAUGAUGAUUAAAUUUGUUAAUGGUUCUAAGAGAAGCUCUCACAUUGAGCGAUUGUAGAAAUCGCUCUUGGAUUUUUCAAAAACGUUCUAUUUUUCGCUACAGAAUCUAUUGAAUAUUGGCUCAAACACUCUAAAAAUAUCCUCUCAAUAUUAUUGAUUUGGAAAAAAAAUACUUGAAUGAAAUCGGAAAAUAUAUGCAUGCUUGCACUUUUCAGGACCCUCUGUAUGAACGUCUUCACAAGCACAAGCCAAAAGCUCUGAAAAAGCUGAUUCCAGUAGCCGGAGAAAUGAUGCAGGAAAACUUGGGCAUGAGUCACCACGACCUGAACCUUCUGUGCAAUGAAGUAUUCCUUCACUUUUUAUUUUUUCGAAACUUCAAUCUAGGUGAGCAUCGUGAUUCACAGCGCGGCAACGGUCAAGUUCGACGAGCAGCUGAGAAUCGCCACAGAGAUGAAUGUUCUGGGAACAUCUCGGAUCAUUGCUCUUUGUCACAGAAUGGCAAAACUAAAGGUAUAAUUCAAUCCCUAUCAAUUUGAGACGUCCAAAAGAGUGUACCAAAAAAAAAGUUUUGACGUCUUUGUUCAAGAUAUCAAUGAAUACAGUAUAACUACGUCGUAGCUCAGCCAGCUGGUUUUUGGUUCUUUUCUGCUCGCCAUUAUCUUCUUAUCAACCUCAAAUUUUUGGUAGCGGUUUUUACGACCCCUAAUUGACAGCUUGAACUUCUCGACUAUGUUUCCGAGGCGAAAAUAAAGCGACCAGAAUAUUUUUCUUUGAACUUUCAGUCCAUCGUGCACGUCUCCACAGCUUACGCCAACUGUGAUCGACCAGAAACUGAAGAAAAAGUAAAUUAAGUAUAAUAUUCUUAGUAUUGAAAAUUUUUUUAGAUAUAUCCGCCGCCGAUUCCUCCACAACAAUUUUUUUAG